UCCUUCACAGGCUGUCGUAUCUUGUACGGUACAACUCCACUUAAGAGGGAGGAGUCCGACCCCCACGGACACACAGUUCGUUCUCCCCUCUUUCUCCGCUCGCUCGCUUACUCAGAUAAUUUCGGAUCAAAAAUCUCAAUUUAUAUCGAUACAUACGUAUUUAUACGUAGGUAUAUGGCGUUUCCAGCCGCCGUUGUUAUUGUGCCGUUAGGCGUUCUCUUCUUCAUGUCUGGCCUCGUCGUUAAUUUAAUCCAGGCAAUAUGCUAUGUGCUAAUAAGGCCUCUGUCAAAGAACACUUACAGGAGGAUAAACAGGGAGGUGGCGGAACUUUUAUGGCUCGAGCUUGUGUGGCUUGUCGAUUGGUGGGCUGGUGUCAAGAUUGAAAUUUACACUGAUGCUGAGACCUUUAAAUUGAUGGGUAAAGAACAUGCACUUGUCAUAUGUAACCACAGAAGUGACAUUGAUUGGCUUGUUGGAUGGAUUCUGGCUCAGCGUUCAGGUUGCCUUGGUAGCACAUUAGCUGUUAUGAAGAAAUCAUCGAAGUUCCUUCCUGUGAUAGGAUGGUCCAUGUGGUUCUCUGAGUAUCUCUUUCUCGAAAGAAGCUGGGCGAAAGAUGAAAACACCUUAAAGACAGGACUUCAACGGCUAAGGGAUUUCCCUCGGCCAUUUUGGCUGGCACUUUUUGUUGAGGGUACUCGCUUCACACAGGCAAAACUCUUAGCUGCUCAAGAAUAUGCUUCGUCAACAGGGCUACCCAUUCCGAGAAAUGUUUUGAUUCCUCGAACUAAGGGUUUUGUUACAGCAGUAAGCCAUAUGCGCUCAUUUGUUCCAGCCAUUUAUGAUGCUACUGUUGCUAUACCCAAAACAUCUCCCACACCAACCAUGCUAAGACUCUUUAAAGGGCAGUCUUCUGUGAUUCAUGUCCACCUCAAGCGACACUUGAUGAACGAUUUGCCAGAAACAGAUGAAGCAGUUGCCCAAUGGUGUAGAGAUGCCUUUGUAGCUAAGGACAAGUUAUUGGACAGACAUAUAGCCGAGGGUACCUUUGGGGAACAACUGCAAAACACUGGGCGGCCCGUAAAAUCCCUUUUGGUUGUCAGUUCUUGGGCAAUUUUGCUUAUCUUGGGAACUAUGAAAGUUAUCCAGUGGUUCUCACUUUUCUCUUCAUGGAAAGGAAUCAUUUUUUCAGCUGUUGCUCUAGCAGUCAUCACAAUUCUCAUGCAAAUCUUGAUCCAAUUCUCCCAGUCAGAGCGGUCAACUCCCGCCAAAGUCGCACCGGCUAAGCACAAGAGUGUGACAGAAUCCUCAGCGAGUAGACUAGACAAACAUCAGUAAGUGAACUGUAUAUCUUGGACGAUAGAAAUUGUCGGCCUUAUUAUCAGUGGCCAAUCUCCUGAGCCAAAACACGCAUUAUCCAACAAGUUAUUUGUCCAAUUAUGUCUGUAAUUUUCUAACAGUUAACACGCUUGUGCUUGAUUUUUGUGGACAACUACAGGCUGUAUCAAUUGAUUAGUUCUGUCAUGACUAGGAAAAAGAAACACCCCAUCCCGAUGGGCUUUUGUUUUAGGUUUUAGCUUGAAUGCAAUGUGUGGAUUCAAUUGCUUUUUUUGAAAUAGGAAGUCUAGACACUGCUACAGAAUUUUGUACUCAAUACUAAAACUUGUUUCUCUCUC
Molecule: messenger RNA, 1673 nt
Organism: Sesamum indicum (sesame)
Lineage: Eukaryota; Viridiplantae; Streptophyta; Magnoliopsida; Lamiales; Pedaliaceae
Product: 1-acyl-sn-glycerol-3-phosphate acyltransferase 2
Cellular component (GO): endomembrane system
Molecular function (GO): 1-acylglycerol-3-phosphate O-acyltransferase activity
Source: RefSeq, a predicted model, not a curated record